GGUGCCUGGCCCGCAUCAAGCCCAGAUCCCAUCCGAUCCAUCCGAUCCAUCCGGCUAUCGGAGAGGCCUUCUUGCCCUCCAUUCCCCGUCCCCGCCACAUACCCGCCUGGAUUGCUUGCACCCCAGCCGCAUGAACACCUUCAACUCCACAUUCCACGCCAUCCGCUCGGCCAUCGCGCAGACGCUCGGGCUGAUCUCCAGCAGCGCUUCUGGCUCGGUUCCAAAGCUAUCCCAGCGACGAGACGAUCAGAUUGCCGCGGUCGGAUCCCAGAAUAUCGCAGCGGCCGUGCAAAAGGGCUCCAAGAGCCACUGGGAAUAUGUCAGCCUGGCCUUUAAAUCCAUCUGGGAGAGCUACAUUAAAGAUGCCGAAGCUGAGAGCGACACGCUGUUCCAGCAGCUGUAUACACUGCUGGAUCUGUCGAUAUGGUGCUCCGAGCACGAAUACGCCGAUGCGGCCCUCUCGCUGAGUCUCCUCGAGGAUAUCCUCGACUCGGUUACGAUCGAUGGAGCGGAGCGUCUCCUGGACUACCUUGAAGCCCGACGGGAUCGGCUGACGAUGGGCAUGGAGCCAUCAAAAGGCAAAGGACUGACCCUGUUGCGAAUGUGCAACGAGUAUCUCAAGCGGCUUUCAAAGACCAAGCACACCGUGACUUGCGGGCGGAUUUUGAUCUUCCUGGCCAACGUCUUUCCACUGACCGAGCGAUCAGGUGUCAAUCUCAAGGGCGAUUUCAAUGUCGAGAACUUGACCCAUUUUGAAGACCUGACAAGCAGUGGUUUGUCGAUGGAUGUAGAUUCGGAUGAAGCCGAGCAAGACAAAAAGAUCGACGAGCUCUACAAGACGUUUUGGGGACUGCAAAAGUACUUUUCCAACCCGAUACUGCUCAUCAAUCCCGACAACUUUGCCAAAUUCCAGCAAGCAACCGAGAUCAUCUUUACAGAGUUUGAUCGUAUCUUGCUCGAGAUCGACGGUGUCGGAAUGGACUUUCCCGGCUCUCGGGCCGACUCGAGCCAAGGCAAGCGCAAACGCGACGCCGAGCGAGCAAGCUCCGAUCGCCAGGAGCACUUCUUUCCAAAGUUCCUCACCAGCCGGAACCUGUUUCAACUCGAGCUCAAGGACCCGCUGCUGAGACGGCAGAUCCUCACGCAGUACACCAUCGUGCUGCAGUAUCUGACGCAGCAGACACAGAAGGAGAAAGAAAGGCUCCAGACCUACUUUGCCGAAAACCCAAAGGCGCAGCCAAACAAGCCCUUGCUGGGCCAGACGAUCUCUUCCUUUGCCGGCGCCGCUGCGAGCACCUCCGGGGCGACAGCUGGCAUCACAGAGGAGCAGGAGCGCUGGAUCAACGACAUUCGCUCGCGUGUCGCCAAGAUGGUCGAGCGGAUUCCGCCGCGUGAACGGUCGUUUGCCAAGUCACUGACGACGCUGGUGUCGCACGAAAAGCACUGGAUCAAAUGGAAGAACGAGUCCUGCUUGUCGUUUGAGAAGGAGGCUUCCAAGGUCGAAGACGGUCUCCCGAAGCGGAAGCUGGAGGUCUCGUUGGCCACUCAGAAGGACAAUAUCGGCAAUGCCAGACUCAACCGCAUGUGGGCGAUGGGUCGCGAGAUGCAGCACACAAUUCAGGACAAGAACCAGAGGUUUGUUUGUUUAUCGUCUGGGUGAUUGUGUCCGGGGUCCUGUUGGGAGGAGGAUAUCGAAAGAGAUGUUCCGAGAAUCGCU
Polychytrium aggregatum is the source of this 1717-nucleotide messenger RNA. Its product is annotated as THO complex, subunit THOC1. The record is from RefSeq and is a predicted model, not a curated record. NCBI's taxonomy places the organism in Eukaryota, Fungi, Chytridiomycota, Chytridiomycetes, Polychytriales. The coding region runs from base 131 to 1660 and encodes 509 amino acids. Gene Ontology annotation, biological process: mRNA export from nucleus; regulation of DNA-templated transcription elongation. Gene Ontology annotation, cellular component: THO complex part of transcription export complex. The transcript has 9 exons.